Messenger RNA from Aspergillus alliaceus, 1230 nucleotides. RefSeq lists its product as uncharacterized. Gene Ontology annotation, molecular function: oxidoreductase activity. The record is from RefSeq and is a predicted model, not a curated record. The transcript is spliced from 3 exons. NCBI's taxonomy places the organism in Eukaryota, Fungi, Ascomycota, Eurotiomycetes, Eurotiales, Aspergillaceae. The coding region runs from base 1 to 1230 and encodes 409 amino acids.
AUGGCAGAUCUCAUAAUAACACCCGAGCAUCUUCUUGUUGUGGGUGCAAUGGUGGUAUCGUAUAUCCUUCUUGUCAAUCGUCUUCGUUUCAAACGAGCCCGUAAGAUCGAGUCGAAGCUUAGCGGACGUCCUCUGUCUAGCAUGACGGUGAAGGAAGCCCAUGAAAUUAUUCGCGAGCUGCGCGAACUGGAGUUUCCCUACACACUCCACAGCGCAAUGAAAUUAUCUCUGUUAAAGACCGGAUCGAUUCCCACCAUGACCAAGUUAUUUGUCGCUACUCGCCAGUUGAAUGAGAAGAACGCAUCCAAACGAGCAGCGGAUACCGAGGUGGUUCUCAAUGAAGUCCACGAUAGAGAGCCCGGAUCUGACUCCCACCUUAUGGGGAUUGCCCGGAUGAACUACCUACAUGCGCGGUAUCGUAAGGCGGGUAAAAUCCUAGACGAAGACAUGCUGCAUACUCUUGGGUCUGCUGUCGUGGAUAUUGUCCGAGGUGUCGAUAAAGAUGAAUGGCGCCAACUGACCGAUGUAGAGAGAUGUGCCAUUGGUGUGUUUCACAAGGCUCUUGGAGAUGCUAUGGAAAUCUCCUUCACGUUCCUCCCCUCUCAUAAGACUGGCUGGAGGGACGGGAUACACUUCGCCCAGGAAAUUUUUGACUGGACUCUGGAAUAUGAGAAGGUGGCAGCUCAGCCAACAGACUCAACGCGGUAUAUCGGCCGGCAACUUAUGGAACUGGCCAAGUGUAAUAUGCCUGCCCCGCUGAAGCCAUUGAUCGAGAGCAUCAUCGUUACAAAAUUGGAAGAGCACUCUCGAAUCAGCAUGGGAUUCGAAAAGCCAGGUUUAGUUGUCACGGCAUUUGCCAAAGGCAUUUUGACAAUGCGCAAAUUUAUACUGCGAUAUCUCAGCUUACCGAGACCGGUUCCUAAGGCUGUGCGGGUUUUGAGUGAAUCCCCAGACCCAAAAACUGGACUGUAUACAUGGAAUCUCUGGAUUGAGCAUCCAUGGUAUGUAAAGCCUACGUUUUCGCACAGAUGGGGCCCGAAGGCUCUCCUAGUACGGCUUUUUGGGAACGGGGCUAUCCCUGCAGCCAAUGGUUCCUACAAAGAGUCGGGAUAUGACCUGCGUACGAUUGGCCCUGCAGCGCAGGAGAGAAAGGGACAAGAUGAAAUGGAGGCUAUCUUCCUGAGCCUGAAGGGAACUAAUUAUGCUGCUGGAUGUCCUUUCCAUGCGUGA